UAGCUCCGUUCGCAGGUAAAAUCAGCUGGGAAAAAGAGCAUGGUUCCGAGAGCUUGAGGUGAGGUACUGCCAGAGAGGAGCCAAAUUUAAUCGAUUUUUAGGGAUAGAGUGUCAAAAUUAAAGAAACGCCAGAGAAUGUGUCAUCUGUGACCGAAAACGUGCGCACAUCAUCGAAGAAACUCCUGCAUUCUGUGGUUAAAUCUCCGCCCUAGAAAAAUGUCGUACUGCCGAAGUGAAGGAAAAGACGGAAAGGACAAAAUAAUUUUCGCCACUGCCGAAGAUCACGCGACAGAGAGCACAGUUAAGCUUCCAGAACCGGAAGAGUCGCCAGGACUUAUCUUACCAAAUGGGGAGAUUAACUGGAACUGCCCUUGCCUGGGCGGAAUGGCGACCGGGCCGUGCGGGGUCGAGUUCCGGGAGGCCUUCUCCUGCUUCCACGUAAGCGAGGCCGAUCCCAAGGGCAGCGACUGCAUCGAGGCCUUCGCUACGAUGCAGGAGUGCAUGUUAAAGUACCCUGAAAUCUACGACAAGAAGUCGGAGGGAAGGGAUGGCGACGACGAGGAGGAAGACCCCAUGGAUAAGCUGGCAGCCGAGUCGAGUGCGUCAAAGACACAAAAUAGUGACGAAAAGCCGGCCCAGCAGGACGCCAAGAAGGAUUAGUUGCAGUUGAAUUAGAGAGAGGACGUUAAGUCUUGUUACCUGUUUGUUAAAGAGGAGGAGGAGAAGGAGCAGGGCCUCAAAGUGGAAACCAAUCGGCAGCGCAUUUACUAGCAAUACCAAGAAAUACAGUUCUGAUUGUGCCAUCACUUUGUUUUGGAGCUGCGAAAAAAUCUUCACCCUGCUUGAAUCGAUUUUUUCCCAUUAAGAUUUACACAGGGUGUCUCAGAUCGCCCUACGAAUUUUAAUCAUUGUUUGGUUGUGUCCUGUGAGGUCAUGUUCGGGAUUCAUAAAUUUUGAAAUGCGGACAAAGCA
This is a messenger RNA of Cloeon dipterum, 972 nucleotides long. Its product is annotated as mitochondrial intermembrane space import and assembly protein 40-A. Gene Ontology annotation, cellular component: mitochondrial intermembrane space. The coding region runs from base 217 to 660 and encodes 147 amino acids. Gene Ontology annotation, biological process: protein import into mitochondrial intermembrane space. The record is from RefSeq and is a predicted model, not a curated record. NCBI's taxonomy places the organism in Eukaryota, Metazoa, Arthropoda, Insecta, Ephemeroptera, Baetidae. The transcript is spliced from 2 exons. Gene Ontology annotation, molecular function: protein-disulfide reductase activity.